Molecule: messenger RNA, 402 nt
Organism: Prorocentrum cordatum
Lineage: Eukaryota; Dinophyceae; Prorocentrales; Prorocentraceae
Source: the annotation of a GenBank genome assembly
AUGAAGAAGGAGUUCUUUGAGCGCAAGAUGCGCGUGAAGCAGGCGGAGCUGUGGCGGGAGGACGUCCGGGACUUCAUCUCGCUCACCGAGCGGAAGAUGUCGAUCUACUUGCUGGUCAACGUGCUCCUGCUCGGCUUCAACCUGAACCUGUGGUGCGAGGGGCGGUUGCCGGAGGGCACGCCGGACUGGCUCAUGCUGGGCAACCAGGUGGCCAUCGGAAGCUCCUUCACGUUCCUGCUCCUGACCGUGUGGCUGGCCAUGCACGCGUCCGUGGCGGCGCAGAGCUACCAGACCCGCAUCCUGACCCAGCUGGUGCGCCUGCCGCUGCCGUGCUGGAGCGAGCUCGAGGCCUGCCGCACCCACGCCUCGGAGUUCGAGAAGGCUCGCGCAGGGGAUCGAUGA